Molecule: messenger RNA, 276 nt
Organism: Racocetra persica
Lineage: Eukaryota; Fungi; Glomeromycota; Glomeromycetes; Diversisporales; Gigasporaceae
Source: the annotation of a GenBank genome assembly
AUGACAACUGGUCAAAAGCAUUCAUCUGAUAAUACACUUACUGAGCAAGAAGCUAUCAGAUGUACAGAGAAAAUAGCCCGGAUAUUUGAGUUAUAUGAGCAAAAUUCAAAGGUGUAUAAUAUGCUUUUUGGGGAAAUUGGGGUGUUAGCAAAAAAGCUAGAUAAUUAUCAUUCUGAGUAUAUCAGCUUAAAAAAGAUGGUAAAAAGACUGGAAAGAGAUGUAAAGUCUCUAGAGACUGAAUUAGAAGAUUUAGAUGACUGUGUGGAUAAGGACACU